Molecule: messenger RNA, 1316 nt
Organism: Setaria italica (foxtail millet)
Lineage: Eukaryota; Viridiplantae; Streptophyta; Magnoliopsida; Poales; Poaceae
Product: protein LOW PSII ACCUMULATION 1, chloroplastic
Exons: 4
Coding region: 69-1058 (329 amino acids)
Source: RefSeq, a predicted model, not a curated record
GGUUAGAAGAUGCGGACCAGACGCUAUGGUCUGCACUCUGCACGCACACGCAAGCCUCCCGUCCCGAGAUGGCGGCGACCCUCCGGUCUCCUCCCCCCACCUCCGUCUCCGUCCCAUGCGCUGCCAUCGGCGCCUCGCUCCACUUCUCGCUGCCAGUGUCUCGCAAGCCAUCGGUCUCCUGCAACAGAGCAUGCCGCGCCGGCAUCCGGUGCUCCGCUGCGAACAAGCCCUCCCCUCCUCCCCCCACCACUCCGGACAGCAGCGAGGUAAGUUCCAUGGCGAAGAUACGGAGUGAGGUGCUGUCCCCGUUCCGGUCGGUGCGGAUGUUCUUCUACCUCGCGUUCAUGGCCAGCGGCGCGCUGGGCGGCCUCAUCGCGCUCACGCGGCUCCUCCCGGCGUUGUCCGACCCCGCGAGGGCCGCCGGCGCCGCCGACACGCUCAAGGGCCUGGGCAUCGACGUCGCGGCCGUCUCGCUCUUCGCCUUCCUCUACUCGCGCGAGAGCAGGGCCAAGGACGCGCAGGUGGCCAGGCUCGCGCGGGAGGAGCGCCUAUCCAGGCUCAAGCUCCGCGCCGGCGCCGGCGACGUCGCCAGGCCGUUCGCGCUCGGCGAGCUGCGCGGCACCGCGCGGCUUGUCAUCGUGGCGGGGCCCGGGGAGUUCGUCGCCGAGUCGUUCCGGCGGAGCCAGCCGCUCCUGAGGGAGCUCGCGGAGCGGGCCGUGCUGGCGGUGCCCUUCGCCACGGACGGGAACACGCCCGAGCUGCGGAUCGACGGGGGCGGCGACGAGGAUGGCGUCGGUGACGAACUUGCCAGGAGGAGCAAGAGGCUCUGGCAGCUCACGCCGGUGUACACCACCGAAUGGGCGCAGUGGUUGGACGAUCAGAAGAAACUCGCCGGCGUGCCACCUGAUUCCCCCGUGUACCUCUCGCUCCGGAUGGACGGGCGCGUCCGCGGCAGCGGCGUGGGUUACCCGCCGUGGCAAGCGUUCGUGGCGCAGCUGCCGCCGGUGAAAGGGAUGUGGUCGGGUCUUCUCGACGGGAUGGACGGCAGGGUGCUCUAGGCCAACACUGCAAGAAGCCCCCUGUUUUGCUGAGGCAUGUUUAGCUAGAUGUGACCAGUGCUUACAAGGAUGCUUUACUUGUUCAUGAGAGUUGAAACUGAGACGUAUUAGUAAUUUAGUAUAGCAGCACACGUCAAUUAAAGACAGACAUCAGGUGUAUAGCCCAUGUAUGGUAAAUCAGAAUGCACGAGCCCAUUUCGUUUCAUUUAUAGACGGGAGUUCAGAGUACUCAACUAUAUGUGUUCUUUUAUUAGAUUA